Chinchilla lanigera (long-tailed chinchilla) is the source of this 3854-nucleotide messenger RNA. RefSeq names its product lymphoid-restricted membrane protein-like. The coding region runs from base 118 to 3594 and encodes 1158 amino acids. The record is from RefSeq and is a predicted model, not a curated record. NCBI's taxonomy places the organism in Eukaryota, Metazoa, Chordata, Mammalia, Rodentia, Chinchillidae. The transcript is spliced from 37 exons. Gene Ontology annotation, cellular component: endoplasmic reticulum membrane.
ACAAGUGGCCAAGAUUUGAAAGACAGUGACCUUGAGGAGCUGUGGACCUUGCUUGACCCUGAAAAGACAGACCCCCAAGUGGAUCUGGACACUUUCUACGCUGCUGUGAGGGGCUGGAUGGCUUCCUGUAGACCCAAUUGGGAAGGCGUGAGGAGCAGGUUCCCCGGAAUCGCUGAAGAUUCUGUUUUUGAAAGCCAGGACAGCAUACACUCAGUAGCGAUGACCACAGACAUAGCAGAUUCUACAGCCUGGAGUCUUGAGGCUUUGGGUGGAGACACAUCUCAGGGAGUCCUCGAUGUGUCUGAUUUCAUUACCUACGUGGCACACCUACGUUUCACCCAACAGAAGCUGGAGGGGGAAAAUCACAACCUUAAACUGGCAUUAGAAUCCUUGGAGGAAGCCAGCAGUCAGCUAACAGAGGACUGUGCAGAAUUGCGUCUGCAAGUGAGAAGUGCCCAUCAAGCUAUUAUGAGAACAAAUCUGUUGAAAGAAGAACUGGAGGAACUGAAAAUUACUAUGAACGCUUUAGAAGAGCAGAAGAGCAUAACAGAAGCUCAGAACAAACAAUUGGCGACAGAAAACCAGGCCUUGAUUCUUAAGAUUCGGGUUCUACAGGAAGAGAAUCUUAAGAAUGCUAUGGAUAUAGAUAGACUGGAAAAGAAGAUUGAGGAAUUAUCUGCAAAUGAGACACAGCAUCAAAUGAAGUUACACAUGUACGAGAAUACAUUGCUUAAUAAAGAGGCAAGUACACAAGAGAAGGAUUUAAGAAUAGAAGAGCUGAAGUCAACCGUCAGAGAAUACAGAAGCAUUACAGAGAAUUUACGAGGAGAGAAAAAUGAACUGGCUCGCAAGGUGCAGCAGCUGCAGCGGGAGCUCGUCGUAAAUGGGAUGCAGCUGAAUGCUAGUAGAGAACACAGCAUUGCCGUCUUGGAAGGAGAAAACUCUUUGCAUCGUGAGCUCAUCCUUGCUGGGUCAGCAGAGAACAAUGGCACUGACUGGCAGUGCAGUUUAGCCAGCUCGUCAGCCCUAGAUGCAAUGACAGACCAAGAAACGCUGAUCCUCAGACAGCGUGAACAAAGUGGAGUGGAAUUCACAGCUACACUUCAGAAGCUGUUUGAAGAAAUUUCAGAGGUUGAAACCUUCAUUGAUGGCUCCUUCCAGUGGGUCACUAAUCCAGAGAUUGCUGUCAAAGAAAAGUGGGUGCAGCAGCUUACUGAAUUUAAGCGUGUCAUGAAAAAGAAGCUAAAUCUUUGCAGAUUAAGACUGAACAGCUUGGGAAAUCACAAAGAAUCUCUUGAUAAAGUCCUUGUCAAAUUAAGAGAGAUUGUGAAGAAAUGCAGUCUGGAAUAUCUUUAUUUCAGAAAAGAGUUUUUUUCCAGUCAGAAACAACUAGAAGCCAUCAAACAACUGCGAGAAGAUGCUGUCAACCAGGAAGCCAUCCUCAGGAAAAAGAUCCAAGAAGCCAGCAAACAACUACAAGAUGCAGAGCAGCAGGUGAAGGAUCCAGGGUGGAUAGCCCACUCUGCCAGUGAAAAAGGCAAGUCUCCACUGCAGGAACUAGAGGAGGCAAUUUUGGAGCAGCAGAACCUCCACACUAUAAAUACCGAGGUAUCGAACGCUUGCCAGACACUUGAGCAGAAGACAAGAACGCUAAACACAACUAUUGAGUCACUUCGAAAGCAGUUAACUAAAGGACGACUUCAUCACUUGCUGUUUCAGAGCAUUUUAGAUGAGGAAUGUUCUCACCAUGAUCCGCUGUCCUCCACAGAAAACAUUCUGCAGCCUCUUCAAGAAAAAUUGAACCAUUGUUAUGGCAAAGUACAUGGGGAUCAGGAAACAAGAAUUCAUCAGACACCUGUGGUCUUGAAACAUACACUGUGGUACACACCUCUGCUGGAUGCCCUGAAUCUGGAGAGUGGCACAGUGAUUCCACGGCUGGCACUGGCCCCCUUCUCAUGCAUAGCCCACCCAAUCCAUGCUGCACGUGAAAGGUCCAAGAAAGGAGAAAUAAAGCAUGGUGCUCUGCAUGUGACUAGACAACACAAGUGCCCAGGCCUCACGGGUGGUCCCAACCCUGGACCAGAUCUUUCAGCUUGUAUCAGGAUGAGUGAUGACCUAAGUAUGGAAGGGAAUGGUGGUGAAGGCUCGUAUCCUGGGAACCUGCCACAGUCCAAGGAGCAUCUCACACUACCGUCGACCAGGCACACUUCUACAGAGAGUACUGUAACUUCCAGUGAUUCUGGAUCAGAAAAUUUGCAUAUGGCUUCAGGUGACCUUGACUCCAAAUCAUUCUGUGAGACACUGGAGGAAGCAACAUCAGUAUCUACCAUGAUAGAGAACCAAGGCAUUGGUCCAGCUCCUGAGACUAUCCUACGCCGAGAAUCUACGAGCAAGGAUAGACCUGUGUCAAAUCUGGAAGGCAAAGAGGAGCCCAAAACAAAAAAAGAACACAGAAAAGAAUGUGCUGCGGAAGAAACCAAGGUUUCCCCUCCUCCGGUAACCACUGGGAAAUCGGUUAACUUUAGACAAAGUGACAACACUUCUGCUAAUGAGAAAGAGGUGGAGGCAGAAUUUCUCAGAUUAUCUUUGGGAUUUAAGUGUGACUGGUUUACAUUGGAAAAAAGAGUGAAGCUUGAAGAACGGUCCCGUGACUUGGCAGAAGAAAACCUGAAGCAAGAAAUCACCAACUGUUUAAAGCUCUUAGAGUCUUUAACGCCGCUGUGUGAAGAAGACAACCAGGCCCAGGAAAUCAUUAAGAAGCUGGAGAACGGUAUAGCGUUUCUUAGCCAAUGUGCAACCCGAGUGGCCAGUAGAGCUGAGAUGUUGGGGGCCAUCAAUCAGGAGAGCCGGGUGAGUAAAGCGGUUGAAGUGAUGAUCCAGCAUGUGGAAAACUUGAAGAGAAUGUAUGCCAAAGAGCACGCUGAAUUAGAAGAACUCAAGCAGGUUCUUCUGCAGAAUGAAAGGUCUUUUAACCCUCUUGAAGAUGAAGAUGACUGCCAGAUUAAGAAGCGUUCAUCUUCUCUGAACUCCAAGCCAUCUUCUCUUCGAAGAGUGACUAUUGCCUCUUUACCCAGAAACAUUGGAAAUGCAGGCAUGGUGGCUGCAAUGGAAAAUGAGAAAUUCGGUAGGAGGUCAAGUAGUUGGCGUAUUUUGGGCUCAAAGCAGAGUGAACACCGCCCUUCACUACAUCGAUUUAUUAGCACCUACUCCUGGGCAGAUGCCGACGAUGAAAAAUGUGAUCAGAAAACUAAAGAUGACCCAGAAUCACCUGGAGAAGAAAUAGUUGAAAGGAUCAGAAAGCCAAGCCUCACUGAAAGGAAAAAUAAUCCAUCCAAGUGGGAUAUGUCUUCCGUCCCUGACACGCUGGCCUGGGUGACAAAUCUCAGGACCUCUGUGAGAAAGGCUAAUAAAGCUCUCUGGCUGUCGGUCGCAUUCGUCGUACUGUUUGCAGCUCUUAUGAGCCUGCUCACGGGCCGAUUUUUCCAGAAGUCUGUGGACGCCGCUGCCACCCAGGAAGGGGACUCCUGGAUCUCUCUAGAGCACAUCCUCUGGCCAUUUACCAGACUCCAACACAACGGGCCACCGCCGGUGUGACCGCCGCAAACCCUAACGUAUGUGGCUUGACUUUUAACUUGCCAUUGUCUGAACUUCAUGAAACGAGUAACUUUUAGCUGGGAUUUCACUUAGGGAUAGCACAAAACCACAGGUUUUCGGAGAAACUGUAAAAUAUUUUGCAUUCCCACUUUGUGUUUUAUAGUUGGGGAGGUGACCACAAAAAGGGUAUUUUAACGAGGUUUUUGAGAAAUACGUUGUUUUGCUACAAUUUAUCUAAAUAAAGAACCCUUCAAAUCUUC